GAUUGUAUUACAGACAUCAGCGUCAAUAGGCCUAUCCAAUGUGGUGAUUUUCUCAGCAAGACUUGUCGAGUAUGGAGGGCAAGCAGGAGGAUGGAAUCACAUCACAAACGGUGUCUUUCUUCAAUGCGUUCAAUAGCAAAUCAGCCGAGGGCAACCAGGGUCAGAUGGCUCCCGGGCCACCACUCGGAAUGGGAUUAGCGGAAGGACAACAAACGCCACUGCUGGCGCAACCGUACCAUCACCCGCAUCCGAAUAGGACCGGUAGCAGUAGCAGCAGCAACAAUAAUAACAACAAUAUCAAUACUAUCUAUCAGAACCCACAAGGGCCCCAUCACGUGUUCCCGCCGCAUUUACAGCACCAUCAGCAACCCUCCUCCGGGCUGGGCAGGCAUUCGAAUAGCGUGCCAUCGAAUCUGAACAACUCUGGCUUUAAUGGUCCAAUGUAUGGCGGCCAACAGCUCCCACCGCAUAGGCGGCCACCACAGCAGCAGUAUGCGCCUGUGAGUGGCGGCAACAGCUUCACCUCGCCUGCACCUCACCCGCAAGCAGCGCAGAGCCAAUCAUCAGGCUACGACUUCGCACAGCCCCACGCCCAGUCACAGGGUAUGGGCCUACCCUCGGGUAUGUUAACCCCACAGCAACAGCAGCAACAACAACAGCAGCCGCAUCGGCAGUAUGGGGGGCAUAUGACACAGCAACAGUCACCCGUACAGGCACAGGCACCGUUGCCACAGCACCAGCAACAUCAGACCGUCCAUCAUACGCAGAGUUUGGACAACCAACCGUCUUCAAGCAAGAGCCGCUUUGCGUUUGUAGAGCCCGUACAGCCUCAGCAGAUGGUGCUACUACAGCACGGUCAGCCACUCGGUCAACAUCGUCACCAUCAAACUGGACAGCUGCAAUCACACCCGUCUAUGCGCCAGGAAUCGAACAACCAUGCGAAUGCGAAUGCGGGGUUUACAAGCGCUAUGAGAGCGUCUAUGGGUGUGGAUGUGAUGGGUGCCUUUGCCAAGGGUGACAGCGGACUGCUACCUACUUCUCGCGCAGACAGCGUGUCUGGCAGUGCCGUAGGGGGAGGAGAUGUGAUCAGCGAAGCAGCAACAAGCGGCAACAUCAGCAGCGCGAACGAGGGCAAGCCGAGUGAGAGUAAUCUCAAUGCGUUCUUCUCGUCGUAUGGGCGUGCUGGGAAUGCGGGGAUGGUGGAGAGCCUGUUGUACGAGCAAGAUACGGGCUCACAGGCGGGCAUGCGUAAUUCAGGUGCGCAAACUCUGAUGCAUAUGCAGCACGGGCAAGCACCUCCGCCGCCAGGUCAGGGACCGGUCCAAAACCAGUCUCAGUUAGGACAUGCCUAUGUGCCGUUAGGGUUGGGAGCAUCCCAGGCCGGCGUGUUGUACGAGGGGAUGGUUAUGGGCGAUACCAUGCAGUCACAGCAGCGAGGACUGAACAGUCAGGGACAGGGCCAGCUGAACAGCCCGGUCUAUAGUAGCGGCAGUGGGGGUGCGUUGAACGGAGACCAGGUCUCACUGAGCAAUGUAAGUGGUUCAGCACAACACCCCCAGGCACAUGCCGAGGCGAGUAUGCCCGGGCACGGAUCGUAUGGGAAUCUAUCGCUCGCGCAAACAUAUUCCGAGCCGCUGUUCCCUCGUGGAAGUACCAUUGCGAAGGGCAAUAGCAGUGGGCCUGGCAAUGGUGCAAACACUGUGAAUCAGCAGUAUAUCAUGGGAUAUGGCAGGGCACCCGGUGGCAAUAGAGGCGGUGGUAAUGCCGCCUCGAGUACCGACCUGACCGGGCCCUUCUCGAACAUGAACAUCAAUUACAUGGGCUCGAGACGCGAAUCAAGCUCUGCUAUCAACAGCGGUAACAACAACAGCAACGGUGGUGUUAUAUCGGAGGGGCUCAUGGGUGGUCAAGGGGCUGUAUACGGCCAUACACCUGCACACGCUCAGAACAACCGAGAUAGAGGAUUCAGCGAAGCCCACGACGGCAAACGUGAACUGGGACAAGCCACGCCAUCACAACGAGACAGAACGCAGAACAACCGCAACUCACAGGGCGGCCGUACGCGAGAGCGCGUGCGAGAUACUCGCAACCGUGACAGAUCCGACCGCGACUCCCAUUCUAAUAAUAGAACGACCAAUCAGUUCGAUGAGAAUCUCAGGCCAGCUCCGCAAUUCCAGCAGCAACCCAUCAAACCCGUGCCCGAGUUGAGCACCCACUACAGACAGGGGUUGGAGCAGCAACUAAUGGCUAUGAGCGAGCGUCUGGCCCCACUGCCGGAGGCUUUGGCAUUGCGCGAAACACUCCUACAGAGUAUCGGCGCUUUAGUUAAGAACGAGUGGGCGGAUUCCUAUGUACGAUUGUACGGCUCGUCGGGUAACCAGUUUGGUAUUAGAGGUGCAGAUGUGGACAUGUGUCUGUUCCACCGCUUGAGCGAAGAGGAGACUAACACAGAUGUUAUCGUACGCUUGGCUGAGAUGCUCGAGGAGCAAGGCCAUACUGAGGUUUUGCCCCUUCCUGGCACGCGGGUACCGAUUGUGAAGUUCAAGGAGAGAGAUAGCGGUAUGGCCGUGGAUAUCUGCCUCAACAACUUUUUGGCUGUUAAUAACACCGAGUUCCUGCGUACCUACGGCGAAGUGGACGAAACACUGGUGGUUUUGGCUCGGUUUGUCAAGUUUUGGGCCAAGCAGCGCAAUAUCAAUGAGCCUUAUCUGGGCACACUGAGCAGCUAUGCGUAUGUGCUGCUGUGCAUAUACUACCUGCAAGCGUGUAGUCAACCCCCAAUUUUGCCCAAUCUCCAGGCCAUGUUUUGGACGAAGGACGCACAGGGCCAAGCGCAACUGGCUCAAGCCAGUGAUUCCGAGUCGUCGGACGAAGAAGAGGAAGGGGAUCCAGACAACUUGGUCGAAUACGCGAAUAACUCAUACCACAACAACCCUAAUAUACCGCCAAACACGAACACCGCCACCAACCCGGAGAUGGAUGCCAAUACGAACAUUGGGGUGAGUGGCAACAACCCGAACCUCGGAGCUAUCGGCACCCGAGCCCCCGGGGGCCCUACCAACGGCACCACUACCAAUUCCAAUACCAGUACGAACAAUACUAAAAGCGGACAUCACCACCGCCACAGAGGCAAGGAACGCGUCACUGAGGGCGUGCGGUCAAGUGGAAAGCCGUUGGUUCGCAUCGAUGGAUUUGACUGCUAUUACUUCAAGGAUGUGAAUGCGGCCAAGGAGUACACGGCCAAGGUCAAGCGACAGGUGGAAGCCCAGACAUUGGGCAGUACGACCAACGAGCUGAUUAUCGACACGAUCAUUGGAUUCUUCCACCACUUUGCAUAUAACUUUAACUAUCACGAGCACGUCGUGAGUGUGCGCAAAGGCACAGCCAUCAGCAAGGAGAUCAAAGAGUGGACACCUAAGAACAGCCAACGAAAUGUGCGAUACUGGAUGUGCAUCGAAGAUCCCUUCGAGACCACCCACAACCUGGGACGCGUGGCAGAUCGCAACACCUUGUACGACAUCCGCGGGGAGUUUAUGAGAGCCUCGCGAGUGCUGACCUCAGGCGGCACCUUAGAUGAUCUGUGUGCUAUGUACGAGGACACCAAUCCCAAAGAGAAACAUUCAAACCGUGACAGAGACGGUAAACUAUCUAGUAAACGGGCCAACGAACGCGCAGGCAUAUCCUCGCACUCGCCCAACCGAAAUUUGGACAGGGGCAACGCCUCGGCUAAUCAGAACUCGCCCCAGCGAGGCAUCCGCAACAACAACUCAUCUCACGCCCACGGCCAGAGAUCCGCCUCACUAAACAGUCACGAUGUGCAGAGAAGUGAACGUGGCAGUCGGUACAAUAACAACGCUCAAAGAGGAGGUGACAACAUCGGCGAAGGCGGUGAUAGAGGUUCCAGGGACCGCGACAACCGAGAUCGCGUCGGCAGUAACAGCAAUCUGAGCGUCCGCGGAUAUUCCACCGGCAAGGGAAGCUCCAAUCCUAAUUCACACCACAAUUCACCACUCAUGACUUAUGGAUCGGGUUACAAAGGUGGAAAUGGGGGUGGGAAUUCGUAUAAUAACAGUUCGGGGAAUCCAAAUUACCAUGGCAAUAAUCCCAACAGUAACAAAACUAGUAAUUAUAAUCCGGCUACGGGGGGGCCGGGCAGUAACAGUAACAAUAGUAACAACCUCAAUAAUAACAGCAAUGUCGGUGGGUAUAAUCAACCUGCCCGCGGUCGGGGAGGCGGUUCCAAUGGGCCCAGAGACAGAGAUCGAGACAGUGGUAGGGAUAGGGACGGUAGGAAUAACAACCAGUCCUCUGGGGUGGGUGUAAGACAGGUCAAUGGAUACGAACAGCACUCGCAGUUGUCACGAGAGUUCCGAUCGAACGGCCGCGAACUCCGUGGCAGCGGUGACGACGAGGGCGACCAUGACGGUGCGACGAGAGAGCGCAAACAGCACACUAUGCAGCGCCCGAAGCGUAAACCUGGGCAACACAGCACCCAUCGCCAAUACCCGUCGGAGUCUAAGGCGCACCAGAAACACGCUGAGAUGUGAUGUGCUCACACUCCAAUAUCAGAGUCCCGCCGAAUACAAUGCAUUCCACGCAUUCACGCUUAUGAAAGUGGGUGUUCUGCUUGCUGCCUUGUCUUUUUUUCGCCAUACUAUACUAGCAUAAGAUGAAGUAUUGUAUGGAAAUCCAGUUAGGAUACCAAGGCGUCGAUUUUUUUUCUGUCCUGCUACGCGCAACAAAAUGUAAGCAUACACUAUCAUAUGCACAUUCAAUGGAAGAAUCACUUAUUACUAUAUAUACCUAUAUAUCUACACUGCCGAUACCUACCAUUUACGUACUACGUACUCAAAAAAAAUAUCAAUUUGCACGAAUCAUGCAUGCGUUAGUCCCGCGAGUCAUCUCCGUUCACACACAAAAAAUGGAAAUCAUAUCAUUUUCGCGCUAAGUUUCGUUACCUUUUGUUGCUUUGUGGUUGCCAAGCGAUGCCGGAGUGAAUCCUCCACCGCUACGCAAUAAAGGGGUCCACCUAUUUUCGUACUAUGUAGAUGUAUUCCAUCACCAUAGUCUUAGAGCGAUAUGAACUGAAGUAUGAAGAGAUAAGAUCAAGAGAACCGGGUUUACACGCCCAAGAUGUUGAAAAUGACCGCCCAUUCAGCAAUAAAGCGAAUAAUCUAGUUGGGAUAUGAUUUUCAGCUAUCAUUUAUUCGGUGUGGGCCAGUAAACCCAUCGUAGCCGCAGUAUCAAAUAGUUGGUGAUUGUGCUGUGAGUGAAAUUGCCAAUAUGCUGUAAAGCGCUUACUGUUUCGA
Messenger RNA from Sphaeroforma arctica JP610, 5309 nucleotides. RefSeq lists its product as hypothetical. Gene Ontology annotation, molecular function: nucleotidyltransferase activity. Gene Ontology annotation, biological process: RNA 3'-end processing. Lineage: Eukaryota; Ichthyosporea; Ichthyophonida. The record is from RefSeq and is a predicted model, not a curated record. Bases 72 to 4547 code for a protein of 1491 amino acids. The transcript has 13 exons.